UUUCGUUUGAACUUUUCAGUUGGUCAGGAAAAAAUGUGUGCAGGUGUGGUGUUGGUCGGCAGAUUAAAGGACACGGUCAUCGAGGAGGAGCAGGAGUGGAUGGCCGCUGGAUGGCAGCGGAACGGGGUCAACGUGAACAACCGAAAUCGGCACCGGCAACAGUGUCGCCCAAUCCAGAUCGGGCUUCAGCAAGUGGUUCCGCAGUACAAUAAGUCGAGCGGAACGAAAUUUUGCCAGACCUUCCCGUCGAACAGCGACGCCUUCGGCAACAGUCGGUUCCCCCAGCAGCAAAACCAACGUCAUCAAUCUGAAGCGUUCGGCAACUGUGGAUUCCACUCGUCGGGAACCGUUGAUCCGCAUCAACAAGGCCACGUCACGGUUUGGCUAUGAGUCCAGCACGGUACUGGCCCAGCAGCACCUACUAACCAAUAACCAACAACCGGACCGGCCCCGCAAGCGCUGCAGUUCGACACCCAGAGCAUCAUGCAGAACUUUCGCUGCGCAAAAAGCUUCAAGAACAGCGCAAAAAGCUGUACGGGCAGGCCGUCAAACCGUCUGCCGCCAACCCGGCCGUCCAGCAGUUUGUCCAGUCCGUCUGUCCCAA
Molecule: messenger RNA, 604 nt
Organism: Culex quinquefasciatus (southern house mosquito)
Lineage: Eukaryota; Metazoa; Arthropoda; Insecta; Diptera; Culicidae
Exons: 2
Coding region: 34-390 (118 amino acids)
Source: RefSeq, a predicted model, not a curated record